AUGCGGUUCGACAAACUCACAAUAAAAGAAGUUGUUUUCAUCCUGGCGAAUAUGGGUAAAAGCACGACAGAGCGAGAUCCGUAUGGGACAGUGACAUUAUUUUCCGUGACACUACCAAUUCCUAUUGCUUUUGCGUAUUUGCUAUCCGUGCUGUAUAACGUCACUUUUUUCAUGCAAUUUUUCACUACUCCGUAUCUAUUGAAGUCACUCGGGAUCUCCGACACGGAAAAUGGUUAUGUGCAGACCUUAUUCGGUCUGUUGCAGAUGUGUGGUAGCCCUUUUUUUGGCUACAUUGUACAACGAUUUGGAGUUCGCAUGUCACUGUUCAUCUGCUACGGCUCCACAAUGCUUUCUGGCGUUCUCCUCUUUUUUUCUAAUGAUCUCUCAACGGUAUUUCUGAGCCGAAUUCCGUGUAUUUUUAUGCAUGGGCAACAAGGACAUCAGACUCUACUAUCCGCCUUAACCUCACCUGGAAAAGAGCGAACGAAUGCAUUCGGGAGAAUGGGGUUAACAUUUGGCCUUGGAUUCGUCAUAACACCAAUAUUUUGCAUUAUUUUCACAAAAUUGUUCUCGGAAAGUGCCCCAAUAAUCGCCUCUGCUGUUUUUUGUGUCCUUCCAUUUCUGGUUCUGGAAUGUUGUUUGGAUCGUCGCUCGUACGAAGAACAUCAGUCGGAGGUUGCUAUCGAAUCUGAAACCAACAUGAGCAUAACGAAUGUGGUCCGUAUUCUGAACCGACCGGGAGUGUUGAAUGUUAUGUUCAAGAAAAAUGCUCCAAUUGUGCCAAUGCUUCUUAUAUUCUCUAUCAUGCAUUUGUACCUUUUGGAGGAAUUCAAAUCUGAUGCACAGACAGGCCAGCUAAUUCAAAUGAUGACGGGUAUAUGCAUAAUGUGCAGUAAUGGUUUUGGAGUUAUCUGGAUGAGGAGAAGAUUCUCCGAGCAAACUCUACUCUUCAUAGGAAUGAUAUUCUUUACAAUAUCAUUCGUUAUGUUCUUCUUCUUCUAUCGGCUAUGGAUGAUCAUAAUUAUCAUGCCGUUCAUCUCAUUUGGAAUGAGUCUUGUCGCAACCGUUGCUGACAGUCUUCUCACUGCGCUCGUGGCAGAGAAUGAGCAGGGACUCGUGCUUGGCGUUGCAACCUCUUUUAACUCUUUUUCGCUUGGAUUGAGCGAUGAGAAAAAUGGAUAUUUGCAAACUUUCUUUGCUCUCCUACAACUAUGCGGUGGAAUACUGUUUGGAUUUAUUGUUCAGAAACACGGUAUUCAUUGUUCCCUGAAGGUUUCCUAUGUUUGUACCGCACUCUCUGGAGUGUUACUCUUUUUUUCCCGUGACCUCAAGACCGUGCUACUAAGCAGAAUCCCAUGCAUCCUCAUGCAAGGACAACAAGGUCAUCAAAUCCUUAUUUCGUCACUCACAGUCUCAGGUCAAGAGCGCACAAAUGCUUUCGGUAGGAUGGGUUUUGUACACGGUCUGGCUCUCAUUGUAACGCCAAUCUUCUCGAUUGUCUCUGCUUUUGCAUUCUCGGAAAGUGCACCAUUGAUCACUUCUGCUGCUGUUUCCGUUCUGACGCUAUUUUUUCACGAAAUUCUUCAAGAAAAAAAGUUAUUGGAAGAACGUGAGUGCGUCAUCGACACUGUAUCAAAUACGGGCUUUUCCGACAUCGUGAAGGUUCUCAAGAGGCCGGCAGUUCUAAAUGUUUUGUUCAAGAAAAAUGCUCCAUUGAUCUCAAUGACCCUGCUCUUCUCCAUUUUGCAGGCACUUAUCCGGCUGCGGGUACCUAACGACCGCUCUCCUUUCUCCUCUCCAAUCAUGUGGAUGCGCGCAGCCGGCAGCCAGCCAGGUUACAAUACGAGGACGUUAUACUUGAAGGCACUUCGCGGCAACCGUAACGAUAUGACCGUAACCAACAGUUAUGCUUUUGAUCUCAGGGGAAGCAGAAGGAAAUAUGAUGAAUUAGACGUAUUGAAGAACGACACAGUGAAAAAGGACUAA
Necator americanus (New World hookworm) is the source of this 1986-nucleotide messenger RNA. RefSeq lists its product as uncharacterized. Gene Ontology annotation, molecular function: transmembrane transporter activity. Gene Ontology annotation, biological process: transmembrane transport. The transcript has 16 exons. The record is from RefSeq and is a predicted model, not a curated record. Lineage: Eukaryota; Metazoa; Nematoda; Chromadorea; Rhabditida; Ancylostomatidae. Gene Ontology annotation, cellular component: nuclear envelope. Bases 1 to 1986 code for a protein of 661 amino acids.